AUGCAAUACUCAACUUCUACUACACCAACUGAUUCACCAACUCGACUACAUUAUCAUAAGAGUAGUUCCAUACCUUCUUCUCCUCUCAAUCCCCGAGUCGAAACGACUGAUCCAUUUUCAGAAGUUUCACCUCCUCCUCGUCAUUCGACUCCUCAUCGCUCCGUACGACAUAUUGAUAUUGACAUAAAGGAAUUAAUGAAACUUGAGUCCGAGUUAAAAUGUUCGGUUUGCAAAAACUUUUAUGACCUCCCAAUGUCAUCAAAGUGUCAACAUACAUUUUGUGCCGGAUGUGCAAAAUUUGAUAGCGAUAAUCAUUUGACUGGAUUAUGUUGCCCUAUUUGUGAGUACUCCUUCACCUCCUUUACACAGUUUUAUAAAAAUAUUAUGAUUGAAGAUCUUAUCAAAGAAUAUAAAAAUAAUAGUGAAUUAAUAGCGCGUUUAUACACUCUCGGUAAACAAGUCGAAGAAAGAGAACGUCGUGAGGAAGAGAGAAAGUCAAGACUGAUAGAAAAUAAAAGUACCAAGAAGAGACGUAUAUUUGAUGAUAUUGAAUCAUUUUCCCCUAAUAAAAAGGUUCACUCUCCAAAUAAACUACAUGGCAAAAAGCCAAAGGUUGUAUAUAGCUUAAUGAAUGACAGGAAAUUGAAGAACCUUCUAAAGGAAGAGGGUUUGGUAGCAGAUGGAACUAAAUGUGAAAUGAUAGCUCGUCACUCUUACUAUACAAAUCUUUAUAAUUCAAAUAUUGAUGCGACGAAUCCAAAGAGCAAAGGAGAAUUAUUAAGGGAUAUGAAGAAAUGGGAAAGAGCUCAACAUAGUAAUGAAGCAAAGGAUGCCUACAUGCUUAAGAAAUCUUUAACUAAUCAGGAAGGAAUCGAUUCUUAUGAUAUCCUUUUUUUUUUUAUAUGA
Funneliformis mosseae is the source of this 906-nucleotide messenger RNA. The record is from the annotation of a GenBank genome assembly. NCBI's taxonomy places the organism in Eukaryota, Fungi, Glomeromycota, Glomeromycetes, Glomerales, Glomeraceae.